UUGUAAGUCAUAAGUCAAGUUUGGCUGCGUUAGCUAUUCGCCGUGGCAAGUCGUAUGUUACGUACUCCGUCCUGGAGCCUUGAUAUGUCUUUGUAUAUAAGGGAUGGACUGCACGUCCUCUAGUUUGACAUAACAUCUCCAGAAACAACAAGUUCAUCAUUACAAAUCUAAAUAACAAUCAUCCAAAAAUGGAAAACAACAACAAUAAUCAAGCUCCCUUCUGGGACUUCAUGCAAUCAUUUGGUCCGCACGGGGCUGGGAGAGGCGGCGUCGGCAUUGACCAUACCAACUCCGGUCAUCAGUUUCCCCCGGGAUUCCCAUUUGACACCACCCAGUUCAACCCCUGGAUGGCUCACGGCUGGGGCCGCUGGGGCAACCACGGAGGACAUGGCAGAGGCGGCCAUCAACAAUAUCGAGACGUACCUGAGACCGGUAGGGAAGAAGAUCACGGUGACACCGAAACGGAGAGUUCUCCCGAAACUUUGAGGCACACGCCGGACGAGUCAGUCACUGGCGAUGUCCCGCCCCCUCCACCACCCGGAGCCUUCCUUCAUCAUCCUCCACCGCCUCCCGGAGCGUUCCCGCACCCCCACGGUCCGCCGCCGCCAGGUGCUCCGAACCACCACGGUCAUCCGCACCCAUUCGGUCCUCGCCGAGGACGAGGAGGUCGAUGUGGACGUGGAGGCCGGCGCGGACCACAUACAUCACCGACCUAUAGCGGCCCAUGGGACUUCCGUCCAUUGAUGCACGCUUUUGCCGCUCAUCCAUUCGCCGAGGCUUUUAGAGAGUACAUGGACCAAGCUCGGAGUGGUCCCUCUGGCGAAUCGAAUGAGCACCAGGACGAUGCGUUCGUUCCGCCUGUCGACGUCUUCAACACCGAGGGAGCAUACGUACUCCAUGUGUCACUGCCAGGAGCGCUGAAGGAAGACAUCGGAGUGAACUGGGACGGCGAGAAAAUCAACAUUGCCGGGGUUGUAUAUCGUCCGGGCAAUGAAGAGUUCCUCCAGUCCUUAGCUUCGAGCGAAAGGAAGGUUGGUAUGUUUGAGAGAAGCAUCAAGCUACCACCUCCCGGCAGCGACGAGAAAGAGGAUAUCGACGGUCUCAACAUCACCGCUAAAAUGGAGAAUGGUAUUCUCAUCGUUACUAUCCCCAAGACUGAGAAGGAGUGGACUGAGAUCCACAAGGUUGACAUCGAGUAAACAUAGAUGUCGCGGGGUUGAAGGGUUAGGUACAUGAUGGUUGGUUAUGGAAGAAUAUUGAUAGUAAUCUCAUAAGAUGAAAUGGUAGGCGUUAGGAGUUGCAGGUAGCACAACCCCCCGUAUGGCAAUAAAUAAAUAAUUCUUUAAGGAAUACUUCCACGUGCUCUGCAUCAUCGUAUAAACCCCUGAAAAUGUCUUA
Messenger RNA from Daldinia loculata, 1398 nucleotides. Its product is annotated as HSP20-like chaperone. Gene Ontology annotation, biological process: response to heat; response to hydrogen peroxide; response to salt stress. The coding region runs from base 189 to 1199 and encodes 336 amino acids. The record is from RefSeq and is a predicted model, not a curated record. NCBI's taxonomy places the organism in Eukaryota, Fungi, Ascomycota, Sordariomycetes, Xylariales, Hypoxylaceae. The transcript has a single exon.